AUGUUAGACUGGCCUUUCUGUGUAGGCCUUAUUAUUCGUCCCUCAUCGUUGGCCUGCAGAAUACGAGGCUCAGCAGCCCAGAAUGAAUUAGUAACCGCAUCUAUUGCCUGUUUAAAGCCUUUACUCUUAUCCAGAAGACAAGCAUGUAGCCAAAUGGAGGGUAGAUCAGAUGCUGAGAGCGUCGAUUCUCAGAUCUCUGGCAGUUUCAAAGCUCCAAGGACUUCAAGGUUGGACAACUUAGAGAAGAGCAAUAUGGAAUUGAAGAACAUGGCUGCAUCUCUAUUAGAAAAAUUUGAUACGUCCAAGUUCCCGGCUUUUUAUAGAUUCUUGGAAAAAGACAAGGGAAAUUUAUCGUCGGCUGCAUCUGAAGGUUCAUAG
Psylliodes chrysocephalus is the source of this 378-nucleotide messenger RNA. NCBI's taxonomy places the organism in Eukaryota, Metazoa, Arthropoda, Insecta, Coleoptera, Chrysomelidae. The record is from the annotation of a GenBank genome assembly.